CUAAAUUGUCAAAAUUUUAUGAUUUGGACAAAAAAAAAUUAGUUAAAUUAAUUAAAAGUUAAGAUAUGGCGACACUGGGACGACAUCUCUCACGAUCUCUCGCGUACCAGCUAAAGCAGCCCAGAUGGAACCGAUUGUUUUUGAAGUCGCACACUAACUUGCAUUCAGUAUCCGUUUACCUAGGACAACCAAGGGUGUUCAGUAUUAAAUCCCCUGAGAACGAUGGUAAUCCGAAUAAAAAUAGAAAAUCGAACGAAGUUCCUCUACCGACUAAACUACGGCCCUCUAACUCCAGGGCAGUUUUAGUCAAGGGGAGACGUAAGCUCAAGAUCUCUUUGAGUUGGGACAAAAUCAAUGGCUGUCUGCUAUAUCUUUCGCAUCUAAAGGCUCCCGCUUCGAACACUUCUUCUGAUCCCAUUUGCCUUAGCCAACAACGAUCGUUUUCAAAGAAGGCAGAUGAAGACCAAUGUUAUUGCAAAAUCCUCGAAGAGGAGAACUGUGCUUUGGAGCCCUUGCCAAAAGAAGAAUCUGGCAAAUCAUGCAAUUCUUCCAGGAUAUCCAGGAAGCGAAAACAUAUGCUGGAACAGAAGAAAAAGGCGGAGGAAGCUGAAUCUGCUGCGGAAGAGCAGUCGACCGAGAAGAAUCUCGACGAAGCCGUUGAUGAGUUGAAGCACAGUUGCAUGUUGGAAUCCCAGAAAAAGGACUGCGAGAAGAAGCAAUACAAGGCACUCUGCGAGGCACUGAGGUCUUCGAAGUGCCAGGAUGAUCCGAAAACCGUAGAUUCCCUCAUCAAGUGCAUGUUGACUGGCAUAAAGAAAGCCUGUGCUGCUCACGCCCAAAAGAUGGUCUGCGAGCAGAAGUACGCCAAGGAAAUUGCCGAGGCAAAAGCCGCCAAGAAGGAAAAAGAGAAAAGAGAAGGAAAGAAACUAGACUGUGCAAAACUCAGAGAGAAAGCCGAAACCGGCAACUUGAGUAAGGCCGAAAAGAAAAAGAAGAAGGAAGAAGACGAGCUCAAGCGAAUUCUUCAAGAAAUAAAGGACACCUGCAAAAAGCAGCGAGAAGAAGCUGAACAAAAGCAGAAAUGUGAGCAGCUGCAAAAAAAGAAAUGCGAGGAAGCUGCUGCCAAAAAGAAAUGCGAAGAAGCUGCAGCCAAGAAAAAAUGUGAAGAGGCAGCGACAAAAAAGAAAUGUGAGGAAGCUGCGAAAAAAAAGAAAUGUGAGGAAGAAGCUGCUAAGAAGAAAUGUGAAGAAGCAGCUGCCAAAAAGAAAUGCGAAGAGGCAGCGAAAAAAAAGAAAUGUGAGGAAGAAGCUUCCAAGAAGAAAUGUGAAGAAGCAGCGAAAAAAAAGAAAUGUGAGGAAGAAGCUGCCAAGAAAAAAUGUGACGAUGCAGCGGCAAAAAAGAAAUGCGAUGAAGCAGCUGCCAAAAAGAAAUGCGAAGAGUCCGCAGCCAAGAAGAAAUGUGAAGAGGCAGCGGCAAAAAAGAAAUGCGAGGAAGAGGCCGCUAAGAAGAAAUGUGAAGAGGAAGCGGGCAAAAAGAAAUGCGAAGAGGCAGCGAAAAAAAAGAAAUGUGAGGAAGAAGCCGCUAAGAAGAAAUGUGAAGAAGCAGCUGCCAAAAAGAAAUGCGAAGAGGAAGCGAAAAAAAAGAAAUGUGCGGAAGAAGCCGCUAAGAAGAAAUGUGAAGAAGCAGCUGCUAACAAGAAAUGUGAAGAGGCAGCGAAAAAAAAGAAAUGUGAGGAUGAAUCCGCUAAGAAGAAAUGUGAAGAAGCGGCUGCCAAAAAGAAAUGCGAAGAGGCAGCGAAGAAAAAGAAAUGUGAGGAAGAAGCUGAGAAGAAGAACUGUCCAGAAGAGAUAAAGAAAGAGUGUGAACUUGCUGAUUUUAAGAAGAGAUGCGAAGAAGUAAAAAAAAAAUUAAACGAGCAGAAUUGUGAAGAAAAGAAAGACAAAUAGGUAGCCAUUUUAAAGGACAUGCUUCCGGAGACGUGGAGAUGGAGUCCCAGGACGAGGGCUAGUUGAUUGCUUUAUUAUCUUUUAUUACUUACGUUCCGAAAUUAACAAAAUGUAAUACUGAAAUCAGACAGAAUCUCUGCAUCAAGUCGAAUCCAUAUCAAACCACCAAUCCAAAUACACCUUUUGAUAGAGA
Molecule: messenger RNA, 2139 nt
Organism: Drosophila ficusphila
Lineage: Eukaryota; Metazoa; Arthropoda; Insecta; Diptera; Drosophilidae
Product: axoneme-associated protein mst101(2)
Exons: 3
Coding region: 66-1946 (626 amino acids)
Source: RefSeq, a predicted model, not a curated record